AAUCGGGUUGCAACUGAAACACAGUAUUGGGCGAUGAAGAUCCCGGAUCCAAGUCGGCCCGCUUCCCGACACCCUACACUACAGUCUACAGAGCUCCAACUCCAUUUGCAUUUCCAUUUCUAUUUCUCUCCCAACUCUCUCUCUAAUUACUAAACAAAUCGAAAAAAAUGGCAGCAAUAACCCGAUUAUCUAGAAGACUAUUGGCCCGCAGGCUCUCCACCUCGGUUCCGGGCCGGGCUUUCUCAGCUCAAUCGGCUGAAAAAGUGACUCCACCGGCUCCGCUCAUCAGGGAGUCACCGGAUCGAGUGAAAUGGGACUACCGGGGCCAGAGAAAGACCAUACCUUUGGGGCAGUGGGCCCCCAAGAUCGCCGUAGACGCUUACGUCGCGCCCAACGUCGUCUUGGCCGGCCAAGUGGUCGUCUGGGACGGCGCUUCCGUAUGGAACGGCGCCGUUCUGCGCGGCGACCUUAACAAGAUUUCCGUUGGCUUCUGUUCCAAUGUGCAGGAGCGCUGCGUUGUACACGCCGCUUGGUCUUCUCCUACAGGGUUGCCAGCCGAAACACUAAUUGAGAGGUUUGUUACAAUUGGCGCAUACAGUCUCUUGCGCUCCUGCACAAUUGAGCCCGAAUGCAUUGUUGGGCAGCACUCCAUUCUCAUGGAAGGUUCCAUGAUGGAAACACAUUCCAUCCUUGAGGCUGGAUCCGUGGUUCCUCCGGGAAGGAGAAUACCAAGUGGGGAACUCUGGGCAGGAAAUCCUGCAAAGUUUGUGAGGGCUUUGACUCAUGAGGAGACACUCGAGAUCCCUAAACUUGCUGUCGCAAUAAACGACCUGAGCAGAAGCUACUGCUCCGAGUUUUUGCCCUAUUCAACUGUAUAUUUGGAAGUUGAGAAGUUGAAGAAAUCUCUAGGUAUUUCCAUCUAAAGUGUGUGAUGUUAUGUUGCUCUUUUUUUGCAAGAAAUAAGCAACCAUGAGACUGAUGCGAGGCGUUCAACCGUUCCUGCGUAGUGUCUUUCGUUUAGCAUGCCACCAUCAAAGAAAAUGGUUUAUUGACUUGUUUGAUUUUUGCCAGUUAUGCACUUCAUAUCAUCUUCUUCCUAUAAUGCUUGUAGCUUUUUAAAAUUUGAAUUUCCUUUUCUUUCCCAUGAUUUAUGUGUCGCAAUUGUUGAAUUCAAGGUUGGGCAACUUAGUCCAACUAAUUGUAUUAUUACGUGUAUUCCUAAUGGGGUGGAUUUUGAUGGUUGCUUGCCAUCCGAUAAUAAUAACGCAUAAUAGUAAACCACGUUUAUGAAAA
This is a messenger RNA of Salvia miltiorrhiza (redroot sage), 1293 nucleotides long. RefSeq names its product gamma carbonic anhydrase-like 2, mitochondrial. NCBI's taxonomy places the organism in Eukaryota, Viridiplantae, Streptophyta, Magnoliopsida, Lamiales, Lamiaceae. The coding region runs from base 168 to 923 and encodes 251 amino acids. The record is from RefSeq and is a predicted model, not a curated record. The transcript has 2 exons.